CUCCUCAGCCUGCCUGCAUUGAUUUGGGGAUGAUGUGGGCCCACGCACUGUGGACACUCCUCCUACUCUGCAAAUUCAGCCUGGCAGUUUUGCCAGCUAAACCUGAGAACAUUUCCUGUGUCUUCUACUAUGAGGAGAAUUUUACUUGCACCUGGAGUCCAGAGAAAGAAGCCAGUUAUACAUGGUACAAAGUAAAGAGAACUUACUCUUAUGGAUAUAAAAGUGAUAUUUGUCCAAGUGAUAAUUCUACAAGAGGAAAUCAUACUUCUUGUUCCUUUCUUCCUCCAACAAUAACAAACCCAGAUAAUUACACCAUUCAAGUGGAAGCUCAAAAUGCAGAUGGUAUAAUUAAAUCUGAUAUAACACAUUGGAGCUUAGAUGCUAUAACGAAAAUUGAACCACCUGAGAUUUUCAGUGUGAAACCAGUUUUGGGCGUCAAACGAAUGGUUCAAAUAAAAUGGAUACGGCCUGUGUUGGCUCCUGUUUCAUCUACUUUAAAAUACACACUUCGAUUCAAAACAGUAAAUAGUGCCUACUGGAUGGAAGUCAACUUCACCAAAGAAGAUAUUGAUAGAGAUGAAACCUACAACCUCACAGGACUGCAGGCCUUUACAGAGUAUGUUAUAGCUCUGCGAUGUGCCACUAAGGAGUCCAUGUUCUGGAGUGGUUGGAGCCAAGAAAAAAUGGGAACAACUGAGGAAGAAGCUCCACAUGGCUUGGAUCUGUGGAGAGUCCUGAGACCCGCCACAGUAGAUGGAAGAAGGCUAGUGCAGUUGAUGUGGAAGAAGGCAAGUGGAGCCCCAGUCCUGGAGAAGGCACUUGGCUACAACAUAUGGUACUUUCCAGAAAACAGUACUAACCUCACAAAGACAUUGAACACCACUAACGAGAAGCUUGAACUGUAUCUGGGAGGCAAGACCUAUUGGGUUUGUGUGGUUUCUUAUAAUUCUCUUGGGGAAUCUCCGGUGGCCACCCUGAGGAUUCCAGCUAUCAAUGAAAAGUCAUUUCAGUGCAUUGAGGCCAUGCAGGCCUGCCUCACUCAGGACCAGCUGGUGGUGGAGUGGCGAAGCUCUGCUCCAGCGGUAGACACAUGGAUGGUUGAGUGGUUUCCAGAUUUGGACUCAGAGCCCUCCACUUUUUCCUGGGAAUCUGUGUCUCAGGCUACAAACUGGACAAUUAAGCAAGAUGAAUUAAAACCUUUCUGGUGCUAUAACAUCUCUGUGUAUCCAGUGUUGCAAGAUCGAGUGGGCAAGCCAUUUUCCAUCCAGGCUUAUGUCAGAGAAGGCAUUCCAUCAGCAGGUCCUGUGACCCAGGCGGACAACAUUGGUGUGAAGACAGUCACAAUCACAUGGAAAGAGAUUCCCAAGAGUCAAAGAAAUGGUUUCAUCACCAACUACACCAUAUUUUACCAAGCUGAAGAUGGAAAAGAAUUCUCCAAGACAGUUAACUCCAACAUCCUGCAGUACGAUCUGGAGUCCCUAACACGAAAGACCUCUUAUAGUCUUCAAGUCAUGGCCAGCACUAGUGCUGGGGGGAUCAACGGCACCACGAUAAACUUCAAGACAUUGUCAAUUAGUAUCCUUGAGAUUUUCCUUAUAACUUCUCUGGUUGGAGGUGGCCUUCUUAUUCUCAUCAUCUUGUCAGUGGCAUAUGGUCUCAAAAAGUCCAACAGAUUGAAGCACCUCUGUUGGCCCGAUGUCCCCAACCCUGCUGAAAGCAGCAUAGCCACAUGGUGUGGAGAUGAUUUCAAGGAUAAGAUAAAUUUGAAGGAAUCUGAUGACCCUGUGAAUAUGGAAGAAGACAGAGUUCUAAAACCAUAUUCUUUCCCCAGAGACCUUAUUGACAAGUUGGUGGUGAACUUUGAGAAUUUUCUGGAAGACGUUUCCACAGAGGAACUUGGAAAGGGUCAGGAAAACAUUUUGAGAGAGGAAAAAAAUGAAUAUGUGACUUCUCCAUAUCGGCCUUACUGUCCUCUCAUUUCAACUGAGAUUCCACAGAGAAAAUCCCAACAACUGUGUUCUAGAAUACCAGAGGGGAUCUGCUUAGAAACCACAGAGCAGCUUCUUUCUUCUGUUCCGAAUUUAGGGCCAGACCGUAUCUGUGAAGAAGGAGAACCUAAUCCAUACUUGAAAAAUUCAGUGACAACCAGAGAAUUUCUCACGUCUGAAAAACUUCCAGAGCAAACCAAAAAGGAAGUCUAAUUGUUACUGUGACUUGAAUCUCUCUGGGUCGUAGUGUGGGUAACUCUUAUAGAUAGAAUGUAUUAGGCUUAGCCAGAAGAGCUUCCUUGGCUGUCUCCCCAUCCUUGCUUUGUGUUAGAGAAAUUGUCACACAUCCCUGAGUGGCUUGUUGAACUUGGUUGGCACAGAUGUGUAACUUGCCUGAGAAGAAGGGAUAGUGGUAUGUCUGAGCAUUUUGCAGAGGAAAAGUGUUUAUUUUGUUCAGGUAACAAGCUCUCACUGAGAUCUCUGACAUAAUGAUUUUAAGGGACAGUGGAGCCCCUAAGGUGGAUAUAUCUUGCCUUCCCUAGGAAUUAGGUCAUUGCCACAACUUUUGCUCGAGCUGCUCCUCAGAGAUCCCACAGACUUUCCCCAUUGCCAGAGGACAGUAGUCUGGUAGGAGGUGGAAAUCUCUCCCUUUACCUUGGUUUCCCUUGGGUUCUGGGUUCUACCUCCAAGGAA
Panthera uncia (snow leopard) is the source of this 2681-nucleotide messenger RNA. RefSeq names its product interleukin 31 receptor A (gene IL31RA). The transcript has 14 exons. Lineage: Eukaryota; Metazoa; Chordata; Mammalia; Carnivora; Felidae. Gene Ontology annotation, molecular function: cytokine binding; cytokine receptor activity. The record is from RefSeq and is a predicted model, not a curated record. Gene Ontology annotation, biological process: cytokine-mediated signaling pathway. The coding region runs from base 30 to 2201 and encodes 723 amino acids. Gene Ontology annotation, cellular component: external side of plasma membrane; signaling receptor complex.